Cryphonectria parasitica EP155 is the source of this 798-nucleotide messenger RNA. RefSeq lists its product as uncharacterized. The record is from RefSeq and is a predicted model, not a curated record. The coding region runs from base 1 to 798 and encodes 265 amino acids. Lineage: Eukaryota; Fungi; Ascomycota; Sordariomycetes; Diaporthales; Cryphonectriaceae. The transcript has 2 exons.
AUGGAUACGAUAGUGUCAAUGGUCGUGAACCGGUCCACCGUGACUGUUGAGCAUAUCAACAUCAAAAAGGCCACUCCCGACUCCCUUACCAUGUCCCUAGUGAACCGCGUAACUGGCACUGGCCCCACUUCUGCCACCAUGUCUCCCAUGGUUGUCGACCUCGUCUUCGGCGGCGUCGCCUGGGGCAAGCUGCAGCUGCCCGAGGUGGUCACCUCGCCUAGCGGCACGGAUAUCGUCUGCGCUGAGCAGGAGGUGGCCAUCACGGACCAAAAGGCGUUCCGCGCUUUCGUGAAAGCGCUAACAUGGGACGAGGAGCUGCGCCUGACGCUGGACAACGGAGACUGCCGCAUCACGACCAAGAUCAUGGGAUUUCAGGUCAACAGCAACAUUGUGUACAGCAAGGAAUUGUUGAUUAAGGGCAUGGGCGGGCCGAAGGUUAGCUUGGUUAGGACAGGGGGCGGGCAGAAUACGGUGCGCGUGGAGAACCCGAGCCCGCUAGAGAUCGACCACGGGGUGUCCAUGUUUGAGGUCGUCGUGGUGGAUGGGAAUGGGAAUGGGAAUGGGAAUGGGAAAGGGGAUGGGGUCGUGGCAGCGCGGCUCCGGGGCGGGCUAAUUAUUGUGCGCGGAGCGUGUGAGUGCACGAUGGACAUUACGUUCACGGGCGUCAAGGUCGCACCGGGAACGAAGGCCAGGCUGAUUGGGCGGGGCACGGAGGCGCAGAGCUGGAUGAAUGAUACGUUGCAGUACAUUGACUCCGAGCUCGAGGUGACGGAGCAGUUUGCUGCGCUAACGGGUUGA